Asterias rubens (European starfish) is the source of this 4013-nucleotide messenger RNA. Its product is annotated as insulinoma-associated protein 1a-like. The record is from RefSeq and is a predicted model, not a curated record. Gene Ontology annotation, biological process: neuron differentiation; regulation of cell cycle process; negative regulation of transcription by RNA polymerase II. The coding region runs from base 325 to 1710 and encodes 461 amino acids. The transcript has a single exon. NCBI's taxonomy places the organism in Eukaryota, Metazoa, Echinodermata, Asteroidea, Forcipulatida, Asteriidae. Gene Ontology annotation, cellular component: nucleus; transcription repressor complex. Gene Ontology annotation, molecular function: DNA-binding transcription repressor activity, RNA polymerase II-specific; RNA polymerase II cis-regulatory region sequence-specific DNA binding.
CACCAACUGAGUGACAGUAUUUGCGCGUCACAUUUAACUGUGCAAAACACCGUCUAAUGCCCGCAUUCUAGCACAUGAAAACAGGAAGUGAGACGUGUUAUCACCACCUGUGGUCCUUCCCAUGUAUACGGACGAGAGUCAGCAUCACAACUUUGCCACGAAAUAUUUCAACAAACUGAUGUUGCCCUUUUAGAAAUCACAUUUUGCUUUUGACUCUUUGCUCCCACCUGUUAACUCGUCAGAAUUCACACUGUAUAAUUCCGUGUGUUCCCGAUACAAGGUGGGGAUUUGUUCCGGGUGUGUGGGUGCCCGUUUAACGGGAAGAUGCCGAGGGGAUUCCUGGUGAAGCGCAACAAGAAAUCCGGCUCCGUCUCCUACCGUUCUCGCUGCUCGGACGAGGACCAGGAUGAUGCCUUCAUCGAGAACGAUAGCGUGGAGGGGUACACCAAACCAUUCAACUCUCCGGACUCCGGGUACGGCCACAGCCCGGUCACUCUACUCAUCAAGGAGAGUCCAGCGUUCCGAUUCGACCGGGACUCGGUUUAUUCACCGGUAAGCUCUCCCCACUCCACCAACUACUCCUAUCCAUCCCCAUUGACUUACAUUACAUCGUCUUCAUCUUCAUCUUCACCUUCCUCCUCACUGAACGUUGAGAGAGACAAUACGCUGUGGCCAUUUACCGUCACUCCCACCACACCGACUAGAAGACUUCCAUCCGGCAUCCCACCCCCACUAAGAAUAAAAAGACCUCUCACCGAGGACACUGAACGGAAACAACACCGGGCCAAGAAACCCAAGGCUGCCCGUAAACUCAACUUCGACGAUGACAACACCUCCCCUGUACACGGUACCAUCAUCAGGGGAGAUGUGACAUCCGAUGGAGGGCACCUUAACGGUAAGGGGGUCAACGGGGGAUGCGACAGUGACAAAGGCGGGGUGGACAACAGCCUCGGCGGGGACUUUGUUUGUCAACUGUGCAAAGAACAGUAUCCAGACCCUUUCUCCCUAGCACAGCACAAAUGCUCACGUAUAGUGCAUGUUGAAUAUCGUUGUCCCGAGUGUGACAAGGUAUUCAACUGUCCAGCCAAUCUAGCCUCCCACCGACGAUGGCACAAACCAAGACCCAACAGUCGAUCCAGCCUCAACUCCCCUCGUAUCCUUCCUGCAUCCCCGGCCAAACCAGACGGGAGUAAGACAUUUGAGGUGACUCAUCACCACACAGAGCAGACGGACGAGUCGCUUACCCUCAUCAAAGAUGAUCUCACGAGCACCGGGAGUGAUAGCAGCCGUAGCACCCCAAGUCCCGGCCAAGCCACCCCAAACGAAGAGGGGCAGUACGAAUGCGAACAAUGCGGGAAGAAGUUUCGCCGACCGGCCAAUCUCCGGAAGCACAUGCAGCACCACGGUGAAGAGGAGACGUACCCAUGUCAGUACUGCGGCCAAAUGUUCAGCAGCCUCACCAGCCGUGCCAAGCACGUCCUCUCUCACGCUGUGGGCCCUAAGGAGGUCAACUGUGACGUAUGUGGGGGCUCCUACCAAAACAAGAUGGCGCUGGAGCAACACGUGCGCCUGCACCACUCCAACGAGGUGUACCCGUGUAAGUACUGCUCAAGUAACUUCACCAGCUCCCCAGGUCUGACCCGCCACAUCAAUAAAAGACAUCCGUCUGAAAACCGGCAAGUUAUCCUCCUUCAGCAGUUACCGGUUUAGCCGUGAGUAGACAUUAUUGAACAAAAGACAUAAGUAAAACAAAUACACUAAUAUUUCUUGUAGUCAAUAUUUUUGCACAAACUUAAAAGUAAGAAACUAUAACAAAUCUAGCUUUAUGUAGGUGGAUAAAAAAAAUUGACAAUGGUGACUUUUGAUUGGGUAGAUGGGUUUUUAAAGACAGUAACAUUCCAUUAUUUCCGAAUCCGCCAUUUUUGAAAUCAAAACGCCGAAAAGAGGUCGAAGACGAACAUACUUAGCCACUGUUGUCUGUAUCAAAGUUAUUCACCUAAAACUGCCUUUGUCCAAAAAUAGCAUACCAUGUUUGAUUUCACAUAAAAACAAGUGCGAUGUUCGUGCAGAAUUUGAAUGGAAUCAUCAUUUAUCCUAUUGACAACAAAACAUUACCUAUUAUAGCCUAAAACGAAAAAGACAAACACAAGUUUCAACCCGUUUGUUAUUAAAAAAAUAAAAAUUUCCGACUAAAAAGGCUGAUCAACCUGUUUUAAUAGGAAUCAACUUAUACAUUGCUAAUAGUAUUCGUAGCAGGUGUAUACAACCCUGUACACCAUUGCAGGCUGUUUAAUGUAUAAUCCAUGCGCAUAUUAUUCAAAAUCUCCAUCAGUAGGAAAAGAUCACCCACUGAUUGUCGUUGUCAAUAUUCCUUUGGAAAGCAAUUAGUCAGACAACAAUGGCACACAUUAUUAUAAUGCAUGCACACUAAGUCAAGGCAUCUGCGAGAGAAAAAAAUAACCACUCGUGUUAUAUUUUCCCUUUUUUCGUUCAGACAUGCCUCCAGGCCCACCAUUGUCCAAUUACUUUUUAAAAUAACAAAAUAAAAUGAGUUUGCGAGCGAGAGCAAUAAUUACUUUGGGAAAAGCAUCAACAAAAAUUGUCAGCUGUUGGCAUAUUUUCUCUGGAACAACAGAUGCCUGGCUGCUAUUAGACAAAUGACUUGCCUAAUUAUCAAUGGAUAUAUUAAACGAGAUAUGUAUGCAGUUUCAUCCUCAAACAUAUAGCAAACAAAUAAAAAAUAAAAAACAACCCUGACUAUUAGAAGUAAACCAAAAUAAUCAAAAGCCACCAUGCACAAUUAUCUUUUACAAUUAUUUAGUAACUAUUUAUGCUAUAAUUUAUUCAUAAUUAUGAGAUAACUUUCUUUGUCUGUAUUCUUUCUUAUAACGGUCUAGAAUUUACUGAGACUUCCAAUUAUUUAUUUUCACCCAUUUGCUAUUUAAUAACUCACGGUUAAAGAAAUCACACCAAAAUACAACAUUAGAAUCAAAAGGUAUUCUAUACACAAUACUUGCCUCUCAACUGAAUAUUUGAUUUAAGCAAAAGCAACACAUGUUGGUUUUGCUAGGUUUUAUUUAAUUUAUUUUAAAUAGAUAUUAUUUAUGAAUAACACUUGGUCAAUUAGAUCAUUUCCUAUCGACUGGAAUAUUUUGGAAUAAUUAAAAUUGUUCAUGUAGUUGUUGCCCUUUUUGAAACUAAAUGGUCAAAAUCGAUUGAUCAUUCCAAUUUUUUGAACCGUCAUCUUUUCAAAUUAUAAUGUUACACUUGAACUAAGAGGAUUAUAUCAUAGCUUCAAGCUUAAACUUGCUGUAUCACAUUCCAAAAGAUUAUUUAUUACCAAUCACAAUUCAUUUAAUUUAUAUAAUACAUUAUUUAUUUAUUUGUAAUUUGUCAUUACAAUGAUAUGUUGUGUGCUCGUAAAUUUGUCUUAGUAUGACUCAAAACAACCCCAUUAUGCCUGACAGCGUCCAUCUAGAGGGCGGGAAUGGCAGGAGGGAAAGUAACAACAACAAAUUUAGAAACGUUUUCCAAAAUGACUGGCUACCAGUUACAGAUGUUUAAAAAAAGCAUCGGGAUGAAGAAAAUUAUUUGUGUUUUUCUCAUACUCUGAUUUGUGUAAAGUAUGCCUAUAUACUGUUUAAUCGGUACUUCUAAUUUUCUGUGGUGAAAAAAUCGAUCUACAUAGCAUGCACUCAGAUGGGAUUCAAACCCAUGAGCUUUGCCAUUCUAGAGCACAUGUCUUGCCGCUAGACCACCGAGCUAUCAUAUUAUUACAAUCCCAUUUCGCCAUCUGGGUUCACCACUGACAUGUCACUCUGUGCCUAUUAUUAUCAACACAGUUCCUAAACGUUAUUUCUUCUCACAAUGUUUCUUUGUUUUGAUUAUUUUGCCUACUAAAAAAUAUAAACAACAUUUCUGAGACAAUCGAUAAAUAACGUAGCUUAAAGACACUGGACACUAUUGGUAAUUGUCAAAGACCAGUCCUCACUUGGUGUAUCUUAACAUAAUAU